AUGGAUGAAGCAAUAGGGAGCAGGCCGUCUGUGGAGCCGCCUGUUCUCUUUGCUUUGUCCAACCUGGAAGUGGCAAGGGCCUCACCCCCUCCUGUGGUGACACACCGGACAAGGGUUCCUCUUCAGCCGAGGCGCCGUGUAGACACAUUGGAGAUUUUGAAUGCCUUGAAGGAGAAUGAGAGGCAGUGUGACGAGGUGAGCCUGAUUAGGUUUCUCCAGAGUCUGACUGCUCUCAAUAAGUUCAUUGUACCCCACAAACACAUCCAGGAACUUCCCCACAUUAUCGCAGAUUGCCUGCGGCUGGCUCUAAAAGAGCUUCCUGUUGAAAUAACAGCCAGCAUCUUGGGCAGGAGGCUUCACCCUGAUGAGGCAGCCAUCGAUGGCACCAACCACACGGUUGAAGGCUGCAGAUCUAGCCAGACGGGCAAAGCGACCCCCGAGGCGAGGGAGCUCUUCUGUGGUGGGGAUGUCGAACCACCAGAUACAGACUCGGGAGUUUACAAGCCUCUUUACUUCUUGUUGGUGUUUGUCCUUUACAUCCUCAUUAUUGUAGUCAACUUAACUUUGAUCUUUAUUGUGACAGUGGAUAAAAGCCUCCAUGAGCCCAUGUACAUUUUCAUCUGUCAUCUGUGUGCAAAUGGACUCUACGGGACUGUUGGUUUUUACCCCAAAUUUUUGCUGGACUUGCAAUCUGAUGUUCACAUGAUAAGCUACAGUUGGUGCUUGAUUCAAACGUAUGUGAUUUACAGCUCUGCACUGUGUGAAAUGACAGUUUUAACAGUGAUGUCUUAUGAUCGUUACGUGGCUAUUUGCAGACCACUGCAAUACCACAACAUUUUGACUCCACAUGCUGUGCUAAAGUUGCUUGUAUUAGCCUGGUCCUACCCUCUUUUGUCGUCAGCAAUAGUUAUUCUCCUUACCUCUAGAAUACCCAUAUGUGGAUCACACAUACAUAAACUCUUCUGUGACAAUCCUUCAAUGUUAUUGUUGGGGUGUUAUCGUGCAAUAGCCAACCAGGUGUGGAGUAUGGUGGUUAUUUCAGUGUAUCUUAUACAGUUUGUCUUAACUUUAGUUUCAUACGCUCAUAUUGUCAAAGUUUGUUUAUCAUCCAGUGAGGGUAGAGCAAAGUUCAGUAAAACAUGUGUACCUCAUAUAAUGGUUAUGGUUAUAUAUAGUGUGACUGCACUGUUUGAUGUAUUUAACAGCUGGGGUGGUUCAGUAAAUCUUACAAUUGUUGUGCGUAAUGCAUUGGCUAUACAAUUUCUGAUUCUCCCCCCACUAUUGAACCCUUUAAUUUAUGGCCUCCAACUUCCACAGAUUCGAAAAAGUCCAACCCAACAUCAGCCGUUUCUCUGUGGCAUCAAUAAUCCGAAGAUUCAGACUAAAGAACAGGUAAUAAUUGCAAGACUGCCAGGCGGUGGUGGAAGGGCCCCAAUGUUCAAUCAUCAGCAAGAGGGCAUGAUACUUGAUGUGGUCAUUCAAAACAACACCAUUAGACUCAACAACGAGUGA
Sardina pilchardus (European sardine) is the source of this 1512-nucleotide messenger RNA. RefSeq names its product olfactory receptor 6N1-like. Gene Ontology annotation, biological process: G protein-coupled receptor signaling pathway; detection of chemical stimulus involved in sensory perception of smell. The transcript has 6 exons. The record is from RefSeq and is a predicted model, not a curated record. The coding region runs from base 1 to 1512 and encodes 503 amino acids. Gene Ontology annotation, cellular component: membrane. Gene Ontology annotation, molecular function: olfactory receptor activity; odorant binding; G protein-coupled receptor activity. Lineage: Eukaryota; Metazoa; Chordata; Actinopteri; Clupeiformes; Clupeidae.